UACGUGCUUCGGCGACUACUGUCGCAUACCUGUAUAGCUGUAUAACACAGGAACGUAGCCCGUCUUCCGUUUGCAGUUUAUCCGCAGCAGUCUAUCCGCAACAGUCUAUCUUUACAUGUUAGCGCCCUAAGCGCAGCAAACAUUACGGGUAGCCUGAUGGCUUUAUGGCGGCGGAUUAUGGCUUUACCGGUGGUGUCUCUUCUAGUCGCUUUCAUCGUAACACUGACAGGUGCAACGAACUGUACGUUUGAGAACAAGACAGUAUGUGACUGGAUGAUUCGAGGAGGUUGGAGAUUAUCUCAAGCAAUGGCUUUAUCGGACUAUGCAAUAGACAGAACUUACUUGAGCUCCAAUGGUCACAUCUUAGCAUUUGAUUAUCAGUCUUAUGGUGCUUCCUAUGCUAGUCCAUUUAUCUAUUUUCCGUCUUCUUCUUGUGCUCUUUCUUUCUACUACCGCCCUCCUGUGGAUAUAGCAGCAUCAUUUGGUGUAUCACUUGUUUCAAGUAAUGGAAAGAGCAGUACUGUGUGGAAUGUUACAUGGCCUGGCUCUUUCAAUCGGACAGAGUGCAACUCAACCUGGUUGUGGCAUCUUGUUAGUAUUAAUGUUCCUCAAUUUGUACAUCCUUUCCAAGUUGUAUUUGAAGCUCAAUCUAAUAUUUCUAAUAAUUCAACGACAAAUGGCUGUGCAGUUUUAGCCAUUGAUGAUAUCAAGGUUACUGGCUGUGAUCCAGUUGAUCCUCAAAUAUCAACUUCUAUGCCACUGAUGGUGGUCAAAGAAGGAAAUCAAUUCAACUUGUCAGUGGUGGUCACUGGUGUUCCCUAUCCAACUGUCUCUUGGCUCAGAAACAAUGUUCCUCUUGUAAGUGAUGGUCGUGUUACUGUACACACUGGAGGCGAAGUUGUGCAAGUAGAGCAUGCCAACUUGCAUGAUACUGGUGUCUUUCUUGCUAAUGCAUCAUCCGGUGAUCAGUGGGUGUCCCAAACAGUGGAGGUUACAGUCUAUGUUCCUCCGUUUACUCAUGACAAGCCAGGAAAUCACACAAUAACUCAAGGCAGCAAUUUGACUCUGGACUGUCCUGUUGAGGGACAUCCUAAGUUGACGUUUGUAUGGUUUUAUGGAGAUGAUGUGGUCCCUUUGUCCAAUCAAACACGAUCUCGACUACAUUUGUAUAAUGUUCAGUUUAUUCAGCAAGGAAACUACUCGUGUGCUGCUUUGAAUCUAUUUGGACAGGCAGCCUGGUGGAGUUUGGUGUAUGUGCAAGUGCCGCCUGUUAUUGUGAACACCUCGUUUGGCAUGCAAGUGUUGGUUCCUGUUGAUGGAGUUGUUCUCAGUUGCACUGCAGCUGGACAGCCAUCUCCAGUGAUGUCAUGGGAUAUUGUCAGUGGUGUUUCACCAAUUAUAUUGAUGAUUGGUCAGACUUAUGACGGAUACAGUGUGCUGAAAGAUGGUUCUUUGGAGGUGCAAAGCAGCUCGACGUUGAUUAAGUCUACUGUGAAAUGUGUAGCACAAAAUGGUGCAGGUUAUGAUCAAAGUCAGACUACAACUGUUUUAAUUCAAGUCAAUGGUAUGUGGUCAGCUUGGGUUGACUGGUCUGAGUGUUCAGUGACUUGUGGGUCACAACAACAAAGACGAACAAGAACUUGUUCGAAUCCUCAACCUCAGAAUGGAGGAAGUGUUUGUAUGGGAAAUGCGACACAGGCUCGUGAAUGUCCCUUACGGGUUCCUUGUCCAAUUGAUGGAGGGUGGUCUACUUGGAGUUCAUGGAAUCAGUGCUCUAAAUCGUGUGGACUGGCAGGUAUGCGAACUCGAGAAAGGACAUGUUGUUGUCCUAAGCCUCAAUAUGGCGGUAAAGAAUGUAUAGGAAACACGGCUCAAUCAAAAGACUGCUUUCCUACAGAAUGUCCACCGGCGUGGGGUGAAUGGGGUGAAUGGGCAGAUUGCAGUGAAACAUGUGGAUACAACAGUUAUCGUUAUAGAGAGAGAAGCUGCUUUAACUUGGUAGAUGGAACGAAGGCUGCAAAUUGUUCUAAUGGCAACUCCACUGCUUUUGAUAGCGAGAUUUGUUUCAGUAAGGAAUGUCCGAGUUUUCAGAAGUUUGUUGCCAUGCCUGAAGACCAAACUGUAGUUGUUGGUGGUGUGGCUAAGUUUGAUUGUCGUUAUGAACCAGAAGACCUACUCAUGAAGUGGUUCAAGGGUUCAAUAUUAAUAAAAUACGCUGUGAGACCUGAACGAGUCAGGAUUGGGAAUGGCAGUCUCAUGAUAUUGGAGGUUGAAAAGAGUGAUAGUGAAACUUACACAUGUCAAGUAGCAGAUAGACGUGCAACAGCCAGUCUUACAGUGAAACUGUCAUCAGAUACAAGUGACGGUAGCAAGAGCAAGUCUAGUAGUAGUGGAAUCACUCUGCCAGCAGUUGGAUUGAUGAUUGUCAUUGGGAUAGUUGCAAUACUUAUGGUUUUGGUAGCCAUUAUCUUUGUGCGGAGGAAACGUAGUACAUUUAAUUUUUUCAAAACAAGCCACCCACCAAUUGAAAUUCAAGGAGCUCAGUUAAUGCAAUCUCAGCCACGAGGAAGCACAUCUACUGAAAUCACUAUUGUACCUAGUCCAACAGCAAAGGAGAAUUACUACGUGUCCGGUCCUAUUGCAAAGGAAGAUUCUGUUUUUCAAGAGGCAGUUGAUGCUGAGAGGCCAGUUUCUCCAAGCUCUCCUACAACUAAUAGAAAUUCUUCAGUAUCUGUUUUUGAUAAUCAUGAAGAAGAAUUACCUCAUGAGAGGAAACAGCGACCUCGAACUCUCUCAAUUGACGGAUUUCGAAAUCCAAUGAAACUCAAGAGCUCAUUGUCUUCAUGUCCACGUUCUGCUCCUGCAACUCCACUAGACCAUCGAAGUGAACUUGAAGAAAUUCACAAGAAUUCAUUGAAUGAUCAGAGACUGCCAGGAAAUUUCAGAAUAUCAGGAAAAUCUAGAACACUCACUUCACCAGUAGGAGUUUCGCGUCGUCAUUCUGCCAAUAUAGUUGACUCUGAUAUAGUUGUAUCACCGAGUUUGACUCUGCCUCGAGUUAAGGCAAGGCCAAGCAACAGUCUUGCUCUUGGUGGAAAUCAGUGGACAAUGCCUAAUCCCCCGAUUGCGCAGUCAUCUGAUCGUAGCAAUGAUCAUACACCUAUUGCUGAGUCAAUACCAAUGAAAGACAUGACUAGGCAAAGAGCAUCAGUCCCAUAUGACUUUGCUGCUGCCAAUGGCUUCUAUACGGGGCAAACCAAUUACCCGGAGCGACAUAGACCAUCAGGUAGCAGCACAGCAGGUUACCACAAUCAGCCUCCAGCAAAUAGAGGACCUCCUAAGAGAAGUCAAAGUUACGAUUCUCACUACCUCAUUGACAAUCAGUCAUCUCCUGGUCCACAGUCUUCAUUUGUUGAUGUCAACCCUGCACUAGAACGGGUUCAGAGUCCAAGGUCACAAGACAGUGAUGAUGUUUUUGAUACAGACACAGGGCAGAAGUCUGAGGCAAAUGCACUCUCUCGUUACUUUUCAGUUCCUGCGAAUCACGAUAAUUACCAAAGCUCAGUACAUGACAGACGGAGAUCGGAAACAAACUUGUAGAAGGUGUAUUUGUCGUUUUACUUCAAUUUUUAGAAAGUUUCAAGGCUUAUUGUGAUGGAACAGACUGCAAAAGUAAUUCUAUGAGAGAUCUUGCACUACGUUUGUUCAACAAUGCCUUUUCUGAUAUAUUAUUGGUAGUUUGUUAUGUAUUAUUCGAUUAUUCAUUUUAGUUUGUAGACUCAG
Corticium candelabrum is the source of this 3783-nucleotide messenger RNA. RefSeq lists its product as uncharacterized. The transcript has 12 exons. NCBI's taxonomy places the organism in Eukaryota, Metazoa, Porifera, Homoscleromorpha, Homosclerophorida, Plakinidae. Gene Ontology annotation, cellular component: membrane. The coding region runs from base 157 to 3600 and encodes 1147 amino acids. The record is from RefSeq and is a predicted model, not a curated record.